Vitrella brassicaformis is the source of this 6013-nucleotide messenger RNA. NCBI's taxonomy places the organism in Eukaryota, Vitrellaceae. The record is from the annotation of a GenBank genome assembly.
CAAAGAACAUCAGAGCGACACACAUGCAUCCAGGCCAUAGAGACACACAUACAACACAGCCAACGAUACAUGACAGACAGACAGACAGACAGACAGAGUGACAGACAGCUUCAUCCUCCCUCUUGCUGCUGCCGCAAAGCCACCCUGCCCUGCUCUCCCCCCUCCUCCCCAUCUCCCCCUCCCUCUCCCUCUCCCUCGUGUGAGGCCUCCUGCCAGGCCCACGCAACACCCACCAACGACGACCGCUCACCGUCACCACCAUUGUCACCAGCAGUAUCGCUCGACGCCAGCAAAUCGGCCGUGCUGCUGGCCGUGUUGGCCAUCCGCCGACGCCUCUCGUCUGCCAGCGAUGCCGCGACGUCGGUGGAUAUGCUGAACUGCGGCCGAUGUACUGCGGGAAGCGCCAGUCGGAAGAGCAGCCAAUCCGGGAGAUCCGACUUCUGCUGCAGAAGCUGACACGAACACAGAGACACGGGAACAAUGCAGUCUCAAUGCCUGCCGCUUGUAUGCUCUGUGUGCCUCCCUCCCCCUCACUCACUGACCUGCUGUUCGCAUCUUCGUGACAGCUGGUCACACAGCAGCCGCACAGGGGACCUGUCGGCCAACCUGAACCCUCCCGCACUCACACCCGACGCUUCUGGCGGGAGUCUCCUCCGCUUCACCAGCCUGGGCGUGUUUGGUUGCGGUCGAGGUGCGCCUGUUGAUGGCGAUGGGGGCAGUGAGGUGAGCGCAUGCGCUGUCUGCAGGAGCCGAUAGAUGUCGGUGGGGGGCAGAGGAGUGGGGUCAUCAGAGGCCUGCACGCACAAAACAGAAGUGCGAUCCAACCCAGACAUAUAUGGAGCGGCUCCUCCUGCCCCCGCUUACCUUCUGCAACAGCUUCGUGAUGACCUCCUCGACCAUCAUCGGACUGGUGCCAUCCUCACCGCCCUGCCCAUCCACUGUCAUGGCCGCGUGUUUCGCCUGCAGCAGCCGGUAGACCUUGCCCUUCUUCCCCCACUUAACGCACACAGUGCCCCUCGGCGCAUCCCUCUGUAGCUUCGGCGGCGCACGCGGCCGUGGAGGCGAUGACGGUGGUCGGGCCUGCUGCGCGGGAGGCGGUAUGGUCGCCAUUCUGACGUAUGUGAGGGCAGCCAGGGGAACGGCUGAUGGCGGGAGUGCGUCGGUGUGUCGGUCGAGCCAAUGGGUGACGGCGUGAAAGGCCGUCUGCGGCUGUGGCUGUGUGGAUGCGUUUCGGCUGGUGUAGGAGCGCAUGAAGGACAUGACGCACUCGACCGACGGCCUGUCGGCUGCUGUGACGGGGAGCAGCUCGGCCUGAUGGAACCAGGCAAUGAGACAUCCACAUGUGCGACGCAUGUGCGACCUGAUUGCCUUUGUCACGUGUGCCGAACAAAUCGUACGUACCACACGGGACUGGAGUGUGGCGAACACAGGCCGAUCGGAGAGCCGCAUCGAGGAGAGUGAGUGCACUGCAGGCAGCCAGCCAGCCACACACAAUGACAACCAAUGCACUCAGUGCGCCUCUCCCCCUCCGCAUGGCAACAGGCGUACGUGUCCGAGCGGUCUCCUCGAGCUGGAGUCGGUUGGCGUUCCGCUGGAUGGCAUCCUCCAGCGCAUCCAACACCGCACACGAAGGCCGGUAGCCCAGAGGCGACCCACGAUCCUACGCACACACACGAACACACACGCGUCAGCACACAGGUGAUGUAAGGAUACCACCCAUAUUCCCACAAACACUGGCCGACCUUUGCGGCAUCGAAUGCGCGGCGUCGCCGCCAGCCGCCCGGUGGCGAGGCGCCUCGUGUGGGGUUGUGUGGUUUGGCGUAUCGGUGGAUGAGCUUGGGGGGUAUCAAGCGCUGGAGGCUGGCGGCAAUCUUGACAAGACCCUCGCUCGGCACGGCGUCCAUGUCUGUGGGAGUGACACAACCACAACGAAAGCACCGCACCCACAUGAAGGAUGGAUUCAUGGAUGGAUGGAUGGAUGGAUGAAUGGCACGUGCCUCUCUCUCUCUCUCUCUCUCUCACACACACACACAGACCUACCGAGGAUCUUGGUUGCGUGUGUGGCGAGCCCGUCAAUCAGCCCCACCAUCGCUCCCUCGCCCAGCACAAACUCGCCGUCGCCACCACUAGAGGCACCCUUGCCUUCAUGGCCGUCGACAGGGAUCAUUGGGUAGGGCGUCCAUGGCUUGGCUGCUCCUGCUGCCUCCUCGCUGCUGGCCUCUCGCUUUGACUUUGGCGGUGUGUGGAACAGCAGAGGAUACAGCAGCGACAUGCCGUUCAGCACGUCUGAUGGCAUCAGAGAGGAGAGAACCACACGGAGCGAGAGAGAGUGUGUCUUGUGUCUUGUGUCUUGUGGUGAAUCCCUCUCUCCCUCCCUCCCUCCCUGUGUACCAGUGAGUGCUUUGGCGGUGAGGUCGAGGGUCCUUUCGUUGAUGGCGGGCAUGAGGGUGCGCAGCAGCCGCCGCCCGUCAGCAGGGCACAGCUGACCAACCCAACACGUCAUCAUACCACCACCACUCCACAAGAUGGGAUGGAUGGCAGCAAAGGCUUACGAGGGAUCGUUGGUGGAUUUUGCCGAAGCCGUUGAGGCAUGACGCCAGGUCGGUCACCUUCAUGCCUACACGCACCGAGCCAUCCAUCCAUCCACUCGUCAAUUCAAUGCCAUUCCUCCUUCCCCUCAGUCACUUUCGUGUCUGUCGAUGACGCACUCCACCAGCUGGCUGACGUACCAUCUCGCCUGCAGGGCAGACAGACAGAGCCACACACACGGCAACAUAAAACCAGCAUAGCAUGCAGCGACGCCGUCGGUGUUUGUGUGCUUUCACGUGUUUGUCGUCUUUGUGGCCCUUGAUCCCGCCCCACACAGAGCCUCUCGACCGACCUGACACACACGCACACACAAACACACACACAGACACACACACACACACACACAGAGAGAGAGAGAGAGAGAGAGACCCACAGGCAACCAACAUGUUUGUGUGUGGAGUGCGAUGAAACGCCUUGUCUCAGCCCACUCACCGAUGGCCGCACUUGGCGUGUAAGCGAGCCCGGCGCUGUCGAGAGCCGUCUGAUUGACGUGGUAGGCCACCUGGCUGCUGCGGAUGGUGUAGAGGAAGGACUUGAGCCGCUCGCGCGGCAGGUGCCACAAGACCGGCAGCCGGGCGCCGUCUGCACACACACACAAAGACAAAGACAAAGACACGGCAGCGCACACACGUGUCAUCUCUGUCUGUGUCUGUGUCUGUGGAUGUGCGCGUACACAGGCUCUUCAUUGCAGAACGGUCUGUAGCAAUGGCAUCUGCUGCCCUCCCGCCCGAUGCAGCCUGUGUGGCCGAGAGAGGAGAGAGAGAAUCGGCUGUGUGGUCUGUGUGAUGGAGGGCACCUGUUGUUGCAGAUCCUCGGCCAAGGCUAUCAGCUCACGACUGCGACGAUCUGCACACCCACACAGGCACACGAAUCAAAUGUAAUACUAGAGCGAAAAGCUCCGCUUCCCGUCCGUCAAAGGACUUACCCUUAACAGCGACCCGUUCAGCGUCCCUGCCGAAGACGCUGAAGUGCUCCAGGUACGUCAGCUUGCCCCUCUCCUCACCGUCACCACCAUUUCCACCCAUGCUCUUCUCUCCCGCAAUGGCAAUGGCAAUCGCAGUCUCACUACCAGCGCCACUGCUGCCUCGUGUGUGGUGGCCGCCAGUGACGAUGCGUUGAAUGAAUUCGGGCAGAGGGAGGGCAAACAGGGAUGGGGCGUCGGAGUGGGUGGACCGUCUGCUGCUGCUGCGCUGUUUCCUAUGUGGCUGGGCGGGUGGUGGUGGGGAGGACAGCUGCGAGUCGAGUGGGCGACAAACAGACACCACAUGGCACAUCAGAUGGAUGACCCAGGAUGCAUUUCGCCCUUCCUUCACCCACUCGGUCACUGACCUCUUGGAAUAUCCACUGCAUGUGCUGCCAGCAGGGGUGCUUCAUGACCUCCACCACCCUCCCCCGCUGACCGUCCGUCAUCCCGCUCCAUCGCAGCGGCACCAACACACAUCCAAUGUACUCAACCAGACGCACAACGUCCCCCGACGGAUAGCCCCAUCCACCAGCAGCAGCAGCAGCAGGGGCCUCUUGGUCCAUGCUCCUGCUGCUGGUGCUGCCCCUCCUGGCCACCGUUCUGCCACCUGUGGCGAUGAGCGAACCGGACGGCUGUCCUUUUGUGGCUGCUGGUGGGAGAGUGGGGGCGCUGCGUGGCCGUGGGUUCGCCAGUGACUCGAGCAGCGACAGCACAUGCAGGUUGUCGAAGGACGAUGCGUUUCCGCGCAGGGCGGCCUCCAGGUAGAGCCAGAAAGAUCGGUAGAGGGGCCCGUGGAGGCCGAGUGACGAGAGAGAGGGCGCGAGGGCGGCUAACUCCGACGCACUGCAACAGAGAUGCAGAGAAGCCGUGUGUGCUGUGUCUGUCGUGUUCUGGCGCGUGGAGGUUGCAGGCAAGCGCCUACCUGUAUUUCUUGUGCGUGUUGUCUUUGCGCGUGACGACGUGGCGCACGACGGCCUGGUAGACGUCCUCCAACUCGACCCUGCACACACAUACAGAAGUCCAUCCAUACACACAUGAAGGGAUCGAUCUCUUUGUCUGGUCUCGCUCACCGGUAUCCGACCAGGGCGUACUCCUUCAUGGCGAAGACGACAAGAGGGUUGGCCCACAUGUCUGAUGAAUGAAUGAAUGAAUGAAUGAAUGAAUGAGAUCCAUACACACAGACAGAUACACAUUCGUUCACGCAGACCCUCUCUCUCUCUCUCUCUCUCUGUGCGCUGCGCUGCGCUGCGCUGUGCCGUUUGCCGACCGACCUUUGUCCAUUUGGUGUCUGACGGCGAGCGACAGCCGCUUCAGGAGUGACCCGAACCAGCCACUCUCCAGCUCGCCUUUCUGCACUGCCAACUGAUGCAGCACCACACCCGCACAGGAAGGGAGCUGUCCAGGUGGGGUGUAGUCCGCUGACUGACCCUUGUGAAGCAGAAGAGCAGCUGGGCGAGCUGGUCGGGGCUCUGACGCAAUGCACUCUCCUGCAGACAUCAUACGCAGUGCGUUGUGCAUCCGCCCACCACCGUGAAGGUGCGCAGUGGUUUUCCCUGACCUCGGUGGCCAUGGCGAGGCUGCGCCACAGUGGCGCCAUGUCGACCUGACGAGAGAUCAGCUGCACACACACAAAGCCCGUGUGAAAGUCUGACUACGUGUGCUGGCUGCUCAUCUCGUGUGUGUGUGUGUGUGUGUGUUUGUGAUGUUUGAUGUGAUGGUCCUCACGGCCUUGACGAGUGGGCACAGCUUCGUCGGAUGAAUCCGCGACACCAUCGGCUGCAUCAAUCACAUCCCCACACACACCAGUCGAAACACACACAUCCCGACAGACAGCCAUCGCCUCUCUCCUUCGUCUCUUCCUUACCCACAGCUGGCCGAUCUGCGUCACCUCCUGCCCGCCCGGUAUGGCCAUCGACGUCUGACCCCCCGACAUAUCCACAACAGGGCCAGCACCCGAUCCACUGACGGCCGACACUGCACCUGCUCGCACAGGACAGUUCGCAAAAUGACACCAGAGCUAUCCAUCGCUGGUCGCUGGCUGGCUGUGUGUGGCACGGCUGACUUGUUCGAGGACGUUUAUGCGCAUUGCUGUGCGGUGGCGGCGCCAAGGCGAUGUCAGCGGCAUCCCAUGAAGGCGGCGGGCCCAGAUACACCGGUGCGCUAUCACUGCACACACACACUCACCCGCCAGACGCUGCAGAUCAGAUCUAUCACACUUGUUCUUUUUCAUCUGACCGACCUCGCCCCUCCGACGACUCUCAGUGCCUUCUUGGGUUUGGCGGCCAGAUCCAGCCGCAGACCCACCCUCUCCCGCACCACCUCAUUCAGCAGGGCGACGUUCUCGGCGUCAGAUCUCACUUUGUCGAGCUGUCUGCGCACUCGAGAGGGUGCUGGGAUCUGCAGCUUGGAGCAACAGAGGCGGGAAGACCUCAUUCUCGGUGCGAGAUGGAUUCGACCGAG